Messenger RNA from Laetiporus sulphureus 93-53, 975 nucleotides. RefSeq names its product CDP-diacylglycerol--serine O-phosphatidyltransferase. Gene Ontology annotation, molecular function: phosphotransferase activity, for other substituted phosphate groups. The coding region runs from base 80 to 805 and encodes 241 amino acids. The transcript is spliced from 3 exons. Gene Ontology annotation, cellular component: membrane. Lineage: Eukaryota; Fungi; Basidiomycota; Agaricomycetes; Polyporales; Laetiporaceae. Gene Ontology annotation, biological process: phospholipid biosynthetic process. The record is from RefSeq and is a predicted model, not a curated record.
UUUCACUUUUACGUCCGCGACACACUCAGGCUACCUUCAUUCCAUCACGACCUCACGACCUCAUUUGCUUAAAGACAUUAUGAGCCAACGCAAGAAUGCUGCCAAUCAUCUCAAUGGCCGCAGUAUGGAAGAAAGCAAAGCUGCCGCGCUGCAGGAAUAUCAGGACACAGAGGGGCAUUUCUCGCUUGUUAGGAACUUUCGUCUUGCCGAUCUCAUCACCAUAUCUAACGGCGUAUGCGCCUCCUUAUCCAUAUUCAUGUCUGCCAAAUACCUCGUCACAGACGACGAGGAUUAUCUAUGGUCUGCGUUGAUGUUUCCGUAUGCGGGACUUAUGUUCGACUUCUUGGACGGAAAGGUCGCAAGGUGGAGGAACGAGAGUAGUAUGCUUGGGCAGGAGUUGGACAGCUUGGCAGAUUUAAUUUCGUUCGGUGUUGCCCCCGCAUUGCUCGCGUUCGUAGUAGGGUUGCGGACGUAUCUGGACACCGUCGUGCUGACAGGAUUCAUCUGCUGUGGCCUCGCGCGCCUGGCCCGCUUUAACGCGACGGUGGCGCUUAUCCCCAAGGACGCCAAAGGCAAGGCGAAUUACUUCGAGGGCCUGCCUAUCCCGUCCUCUCUGGCACUGGUUGCAGUCCUCACGUACUGGACCAAGAUGGGCUGGAUUGAGGGAAGGGAAGGGGUCCCAUUCGGAAUGGUUACGCUGUGGGGACCCAAGGGUGGGGAUGGGGAGAUGCAUAUUGCCAGCGUGGUGUUCGGAUUGUUGGCGGCGGCGAUGGUCAGCAAGACGUUGCGCAUACCAAAGAUAUGACGUGCGCUACUGCUCGUACGGCCUGAUAUUUACGCAGGAGGUGUCACGAUGAAGGUGGCAGUUGGAUUCAGACAUUACAAUACUAUCAUCAAGGAAUGCAUAUGUGGUAUAUUGUAUAGAGACAAUCUGUAAUGAGAAAAGAAAGAAGGAUGUGUACACGAAGUUGCCGC